CUAUUUCUAUCUGAACCAAAUUGUAAUCUUUUUUCCCUCUUUCGGUAGCUACUUCGUCACAGAAUAAAAACUGGAUGUGAGUUGUGCAUUGGGAAGUGAUUGAUGUGUGCUUGUGCAGCUCGUAGCACUAUGAAAGACACAGGUGCAGCUGCUGAUGAUGUUUGCUAGAAGUAGAUUGAAAAAGCAAGAAAAUGAAAUUGCACUUCUGCAGAGAAAACCUGUUGUAAAACUGUGGGCCAGGAAGCAACUCCGGAAGCAAAGACUCCAGCUGUUUCUACGGGACAAAAUGAAGAGGCUUCUUCAAGGCCAAGCAGAUGAGAAUCCAAACCAUGCUCACCACUGCCAGCUCUCUCCAGUAGAGAUCGAAACGGACAUGUUUGUUUGUGGAAUGAAGAGGAGCUCUGCAAGCACUGAGUUUUCCACUGCUGGAGGUGACUUCCAUCAGGAUGGACAACACGAAACCAAGGGCGUGAGUGAAGUGUGUGUUGGUGAGGUGGAACUGAACUGGGAUGGCUAUGUAAAAAUACCAUGCUCGCUUCAACAGAACAAGAAGGACUCGGAAGGAAAUUCUACUGGUGGUGUGACACAGACCUCCUCUGAAAGAAAGAGUAGAGUAUCUGAGGGGCAGGACCUUUCUUCUCUGAGCAUAACAAUGAGCUGGAGGGAGAGAGCUGAAAGGCAAGGGUGCUUUCCCCAGGAGAAGCCUGCUGCAUACAAGAGUCACAGACGGCAAUCAAGAGAUCGCUCGGCAGAUGUGGUUGAUUAUAUCGUUAAAGAGCUUCAGGGAAUAAGUCGCAUCCAGACGGAGAUUGCAGAGCUCCGAGAGCACCUCACUUUGAUAAAAGGCUCUGUGGAUGAAGUCUCAAGCUGCGUGGAUACUGUCUUGAGUGAGAUAGAAGGCCUGCAGGGUGGUUCCACUGCCAAAACCUCAGGUACACAUGCUCGGGAGCCAAAUAAGGAGGUACAUAAGGAAGAACCAGUGUUAUAUUUUUAUGGGAUUCCAGAAAAAGAUGGUGAAAACACAGUAGAGCUUAUCUGCAGCUUCUUAUCUGAGUAUCACUGUUUCAAUGGUAUCCAGUGCAGUAAGUAUAUAAAAGAUGCUUACAGAUCAGAUAUUGGAAUAGGCAAGUCAUUAACACCAAGACCAGCAGUUGUGAAACUUGUCAGUUGUGAACAGAGAGACUUUAUUUUACAGAAGUCUAUUAUUCUGCAAAGCUCAGGGGUCCGGAUCACUACCAGUGAAGAGCAAAAGAGGCAAAGUGGCCAGAGAGGCCACAAGGCAGAUUCAGUCUCUUUGCAGUCUGGGUUGAAGAAAAAUAAUUGCAAUUCAGUGAAUCUUGAUGCAUCGCAGAGAGCUGAUGCAGCUGAGCACCUUCAGACUGACUCAUGCCAAGUUAAGAAUAAAAGCACAAGUAGAAAAACACAGUGUGUAGGGGAGAAAUUUGAUUCUGUGCAGAAGUCAACUCUGAGUAAGAAAAGCAACUCAAUAUCUGAAGCUGGGAAGGAAGCAAAAACAAUAAGCUGCAAUGAACAGCCUUCAUAUGAAGCUGACUUUCAUAAGGCUCUUCAUGAAACUCCAAAAAGCUCUCCAGAGAUGACCAGUUUGGCCAAACCAAAUGAUGGAAAUUUUUGCUGCUCAUCCGAGUCUUUGGGCCGUGCAAGUCAGGUGUGUGCUCCAAGCAGUGGAAGUGAGCACAAGCAUGAUGCUGAGAGCGUCACUGAGAAUGGUUCUUCCCUUCUAGGUAAAGAUGAAAAUAUAACUGCAGAAAAAACUGAAAUAGACUAUGAUACCCCAUGCAAAUUUACCAAUGUGGAGAAAGGUGAUACUCAAAGAGAAGACGUUUCUAGUGGAGUGACAACCAUUAGCUAUGAUCGUACAACGGAUGAGCUGGCUGAUAGUAGUGACAGCUUGAAAGAUAUGAUCCAAAUGGAUCUGAAUGAUCAAGAUCCGACCGAUCAGGUCUUUAGGGAUGUCCUGGAAAAUUCCCAGUAUUUUCUUGAUCAUUCCCGGGAUAACAUUGAUCUUGUAGACAUGAAGUUUUAUACUAAUAAGCUUGGGAAAGCCAUUAACCACUUCAGGUCUGCUCUGCAAGUGGUGUUUCACAAACUGGAGACAAGCGAUUCUGAAAUGCUUUUGGAAAAUGAUAGUGGCUUACAGAUGGAUGAUGACAAUACACUUAUGCUGACCAGUUCAGGUAUGUGCGGCAGCUCUGACAACUUUGCAGAAACCCCUCCAAGUCAGUCCUCUGAAAGCCAAGCGAACACAACUGCCAACAGUGAAGCGUCUGCUCAAAUGCAAUUUGUUCCUUCCAGUCUUUCCUCUGUUGCAUACGAGCCUCCUGCUUCACAUUUGAUGCCAUCAUCUGACUGUGAAAUUCCUGUUGGGCAGCGUUCACCUCCUGGUGAAAGUGGAAUAGAUGUGAACUCUCUACCUGAGCAAGCAAAAGAGUGCAGACCCAUGAGCCUUGACAAGGUGUGCGCAGAGACCAUCUACCUGAACAAGUGCAUCAACAACUUCAAAAAUGUACUGAGGGAAAAGAGACAAAUGCGUAGGAGACUCAUAAAAGAAUUAGCACAGGAAGGAAACUGGAUUUCUGCUGAGGAGACAAAUUCAGGUAAACAAAAAAAACGUUUUAAGGAGAUGUCCAUAUCUGGUAUUUGUGUAGCCAGUAACCAAUAUCUCGCUCUGCAGGUGAACAACCGUAGAAAUUAGGAGACAGUUAUGAAGGCAAGUGCAUGCAGUAUACAACAGUAUUAACAAAAUAACAAUCCCCCCCCCCAAAAAAAAAACAACCCAGCCCUAAAAUUGAUUGUACAACACAUUGGAAUGCAAAUUAGUAAGCUUAAAGUGAGUUGUGG
Molecule: messenger RNA, 2859 nt
Organism: Phasianus colchicus (ring-necked pheasant)
Lineage: Eukaryota; Metazoa; Chordata; Aves; Galliformes; Phasianidae
Source: RefSeq, a predicted model, not a curated record